This is a messenger RNA of Puccinia graminis f. sp. tritici CRL 75-36-700-3, 2359 nucleotides long. RefSeq lists its product as uncharacterized. The transcript is spliced from 5 exons. NCBI's taxonomy places the organism in Eukaryota, Fungi, Basidiomycota, Pucciniomycetes, Pucciniales, Pucciniaceae. Gene Ontology annotation, biological process: cytoskeleton-dependent cytokinesis. The record is from RefSeq and is a predicted model, not a curated record. Gene Ontology annotation, cellular component: septin ring; septin complex; cell division site. Gene Ontology annotation, molecular function: GTP binding; GTPase activity; molecular adaptor activity. The coding region runs from base 64 to 1653 and encodes 529 amino acids.
AAGACAAAAAAUACCUCCGUCUCUGCCACUAUCGUCUCAAAUUCUUCUCCACCAGAACCCAAAAUGAAUUCGCCACCACCCAAGACCGAUUCUUCCUCCGGCAAUCGCUUCUCGCGCCUCAACCAACAGACGACCAACCCCAACAUGAUCUCACCCUCUUCCCCAGACCUGACUGGUUACACGUCCAAUCCGGAAGAAACCAAGUCCUACCAGUCUUUCUCCUACUCGCCAUCCCAGCAAGCUCGUUCUCCAUCGGUCACCUCACCCGGUGGCGGUUUAUCGCACUCAGCUCGCGCUGGUCUCCGCAAAAACCGACAGAUUCAGACGUUCAACUUGAUCGUUCUCGGUGCCAAAUCCACUGGGAAAUCGACAUUCGUACACACCUUAAUCGGAAGUUUAACGCCUAGUCUACCCACCCAAGAUGACCCACCAGCGAUCUCGGUUACAUCUACCUCCAGUCUAUCCGAAAGGCUAACGUCGAUCGUCACCUUAUCGGGCGAGAAAGUGAUGUUUAAUGUGAUCGAUACUCCGGGCUUGGAUAUUCAGUCAAAUGACAUCGAAUCCAAAUUCGAUGAUUCCUUACAAAUCGAAAGACAGGUACACAGGAACCCAACCAGACUCGGUGACGGACACGUGCAUGUUUCGAUCUAUUUUAUCGACCCCUCUACGAUUACGCAACGUGGGGCGCCCAUCGGUUCCGCCGACAACCAUCUUGACCUGACUGCCACCAAGCCCACCAAUGGACAAGAGCUACACAUGUCCGCCAUCGAUUUGCGUCAAUUGAAGCGACUCAGCCGCAGAUGCAACAUAAUGCCUGUGAUUGGUCGAGCAGAUGAACUCACUGAAGCCCAGCUCAUUAACAUUAAGAACGUUGUCCAGACUGACAUGAAAUCUUACGGCAUCGAUCUUGGUCUUUUUGCCGUUAGCGAGCCAGAAUCGGACCAAGAGGAUACAUCUUCUGACCACCCCGAAGUGACUACGGCCUCCUCCAACUCAUGCAAAAGCAACGAAGACGACGAAGCGCGCAAGAAACUACCUCGUCGAAAGUCUGCCGCCAUUCUCACCCCUCGUCGGCCAUUCUCAAGCAUCGUGGAUAGCUUGCAGGAUCUGGAUGGGGUCUGCGGCAUGAUUCCGUUGAGCGUGAUCGGCGCCGAAGUGCUUCCGGGGAAAUCGAUGGAUGCUGAUGACCUCGAGCGACUGAAUCGGAUCAACCCUUUGUUUAGCAUUCCAAAUGAUGAAGAGCCUUCUUCGAUUCAUUUCAAGAGAUUGAAAGAAGCCACUCGAUUAGAGAAAUAUGAGAAGUAUAGGACAGAGAAAUUGCUUGCGAGACGGAUGACGAUGAACAAGGGUGCGCUGGGGAUAGAAGAGCAAAGGAGAAUAGCGAUCGAAGUGGAGAAGAUGGAGAUCCCGCACAUCGAGCCUGCCGUGUCGAUCUUCGUCCCGUCCAGCGCUACCAACAGGCCGCCCUCCACCUCGGCCAACCUGUUCAAGCCCUCUGGCUGGCGCAAGAAGCAGCCCUCGGCCCCGGCGACCUCCGUCAAGCAACCCACCGCAUACCCCUCUCCCACUAACACCGAAAACCAUCUCUCAUCCCGUCAUCCUUCCCGCUCCCCUCCUCCCGAGAAGGCCAAUAAUUUACCCAUGGUCUUCUGAACCAAAUCUUCCCCCCCCCUGACUUUUCUGCCUCAGACCCUCGCAGCUAGCUGCGAGUUAUAUAUAUAUAUACAUACUAUGUACUCGAUCGAUUCUUGCACAUUUCCUUUUUUUUGCCCCUCCUCAUUGAUAUUGCUCUUUUUAUACACACGUAUGCGCGUCACGUUCAGACCCCGCGAAACGAUGAUGUCUUUUUUUUAUUAUUCCAUAUUUCGAUCUAUCGGUUCUUCUUUUGUCCCAUACUCGAAUGCUUUCAUCAAAUAUAAUAAUCAUGACUGACUGUGUUUCUGAAAACUCUCUCAAUAGUCCCUUCCCUCCCUUGCUUCCAUUUUAUGAAUGAUUUCUUCUUCCAUUUUUUUGGGUGUUUUGUUUUGAUCAACUCCGAUCCAAGUAGUUGGUCUCCUCCUGUAUAACCCUUUCCUAUCCCUCCCUCUUCAUCUUGAUAUUCGCUCUCAUUCACACUCAUAUAUAUCUUAUCAUUUUCAUCAAUCAUCUCUUCCCAGAAACAAAACAAAAAAACCAGUCUUAGUGAUUCUAAUACUUAUAUGCUCUUUUUACAUAUAUAUAUAUAUAUAUUCUUUUUGUUUAUUAAUCUUAAUGUUAUUUUGGUUUGAUGAUCUCACACUUCCACUUUGUUUUUUUUGUUUUUAAAAUGACGAAAUCAAGACUUGAACAAAUCUUUGUAUAAUCCUUGUUUGGGCUUUGU